AUGGCAGAACCAGCUGAGAAUGGAAAUGCGAUCAGCGCUGACGAAAUCGCCUUGUACGACCGACAGAUCCGGCUCUGGGGAGUCCAUGCCCAAGAGAAAAUUCGGUCUGCAAAUAUUCUACUCGUCACUGUGAAAGCUCUCGCAAAUGAAGUAGCCAAGAACCUGGUUCUCGCCGGUAUUGGCUCGCUCACAAUUAUCGACCAUGAACCCGUUACCGAGGCCGAUCUCGAUGCGCAAUUCUUCCUGGAGGAGGCGCACAGAAACGAGGAUAUCAUCAAAGAGGGAAAGAAUCGCGCCGAAGUCGCCGGUCCUCAAAUCCACAAGAUGAACCCGCGCGUGAAACUGCACAUCGACACCUCAGAUAUUCGCACCAAACAGCCAAACUUCUUCGCCCAAUUCGAUGUCACAAUUGCCACAGAACUAGACUACGAAACCAACAACACCAUCAACGCAGCCUGCCGUCUAGCCAACAAACCAUUCUACGCCGCCGGGCUCCACGGUUUCUACGGCUACGUCUUCGCCGAUCUAAUAACCCACGACUUCGUCAUCGAGCGCAGCAAAUCCAACAUCCCUUCCGCAAUCCACGAGACCCAAACCCGCAGCAUCGUCAAAGUCACCACCAAGAAGGAAGGCGACAAGACAAUCGAACUAGUUACAAAGCGCGAAACAUACUCCCCUCUCCUCCUGGCCAAUACAUCCCCUUUACCAGAAGACUACACCCGUCUCCCCCGGCGCCGCAAGCAAGUGACGCCCCUCCUCUCCUGUCUGCGCGCACUAUGGGAAUUCGAAAAACUCUCCGGAGGCCGCAAGCCCACAUUCAACCACGCAGACCUGGAAAGCUUCACCAAGCUCGCGCGCGAAGUUCACCAGGAACUCAAGCUCGACAUGGGGUCGCUGGAUAGUGCAUUCCUGCGCAAUUUUCUCCAGAAUCUAGGCUGUGAACUUAGUCCCGUCGCGGCGUUCUUGGGUGGAUCGCUUGCGCAAGACGUCAUUAAUGUUCUUUCUGCGAGAGAGCAGCCAUUGCAGAAUAUGCUACUUUUCGACGGGGAGAAGUCAAUUGGCCCAAUUUAUUCACUUCAUCCGUUCUUCCCGCCUGAGAUGGGCAUGGAGAGUCUUGGGGCUGUGCCGCCCGUUGGGAAUCCUAUUCCUAUGGGUGGGAAUGGGGCUGCUGCUGGUCACGUUAAUGUUGAACCGACGGUUAUUGAGUGA
Molecule: messenger RNA, 1209 nt
Organism: Penicillium atrosanguineum
Lineage: Eukaryota; Fungi; Ascomycota; Eurotiomycetes; Eurotiales; Aspergillaceae
Product: E1 ubiquitin-activating protein AOS1
Exons: 4
Coding region: 1-1209 (402 amino acids)
Biological process (GO): protein sumoylation
Cellular component (GO): SUMO activating enzyme complex; cytoplasm
Molecular function (GO): SUMO activating enzyme activity
Source: RefSeq, a predicted model, not a curated record